Molecule: messenger RNA, 1424 nt
Organism: Drosophila sulfurigaster albostrigata
Lineage: Eukaryota; Metazoa; Arthropoda; Insecta; Diptera; Drosophilidae
Exons: 1
Coding region: 113-889 (258 amino acids)
Source: RefSeq, a predicted model, not a curated record
GAUCUUAGUAGACAUUUAGUUAAUGUUUGGGAAAAUGAAAUGUGCAAAUUUAGUUUAAAGUGAAAGAGAUUUUUAAUUGAGUGCAUAGAACAAAGAGUGAGAGUAUGUUGCAAUGUUGUAUGAUAAGUCAAAAAUACUCUACUGGACGCAUCGUCUCUCUCUGAGACCCGACGAGAUACAAAAACUAUCUCCCGAAGAGCUCAACUGUCGUCUUCAGCUGCUGGAAGAAAGGGAACGAGCGCAGGAGUUGCGCAUGGCCAAGUUCAAGCGUUGGCAGAAUCUUUGCGAGUUGCGUUGGCUGAUGUACGAAGUGCAGCGAGAGUUCAAUGUGAAGCACGGUCAGGCAGCGAUUGGUGUCUCCAUUUGGCGAAUACUUGCCUUGGAGCAGAACAGCCUGGAAGCGGAGCUGCAGCUGGAUGAGUUGCGAGGCAGUUGCCAACGUUUUCCAUCCCCAAUGUCGAUGAUGGUGCCGGAAUGUGAGCCGGAUGAAAAGCUUAAACCUUUGAGAUCUAUGUUGACUGGAUUAAGUAGUCAGAAGAAUGAAUUGAGAACGCCCUUUACGGAUGCGCUUUACGAACAGGAAAGACAGCUAAGGGAGGAAAGGGAAUUUGAGGAAGAAAUCACAACCGAAGAGGAAGCAUUUGAGGAGCAAGUGGAGCAAAGCAGCAGCUCAGCCCGUAGUUUGAGUAGACUUGACUUACAGGAGGAUCUGCUGGACAUACAUCUCGAGCUGCAGAACAUAAAACGUUCCACAGCGCGUUGCGAUUGGAUUAUGGAUGCAUUAUUUGCAUCACACGGGGAGCGAGAAGAUCUCAGUUCACAGUCUCAGCCAAGUGACAUUAGAUGCUAUCGACAGCAGAUAUCCUGGCAAACUAUUUGCGAUUAUUGAACAGAUCAAGGUAACAUCAGCCCCUUUUAAGGCCUUUUGGCUGGUUGGCUGCACUUAAUCACUUUUUGAUGGCCAGGUCCGUUGUGCCUCGUUGGCUGUCAAUUAAAUGGACACCUGCACGCCUAAUGCGACACUGUCUUCGUCCCAAUCUCUCUCCUCUCUCUGCGCACAAGUCGCAUUUGGCGCUUUUUUCACACUUUGCGGAACGUUGAACGCUGGUUUAUGGGCUGCCGCUGCCUGAACCUUGUCGACAUGGCUAACCAUGGCUACCAGGCCUCAUCGAUGCCAAGCUCAUGAAUUGAUAAAUGGCCGAGCAGCCAAAGAUCGGCGUCGGCAUCGCCAUCGACAACGUUCGACUUGCCUGGUUGUUGCUGGUUCAGUUCAGUUCAGUUCAUUGGCGGCCUUUGGCGAACCCGUUUGGAAAUUAAUAAGUUGCGAUUUGGCAGCCUCAAGGGGGCGCCCAACUUGCUGAGUGCCUCCGGCUGGCGGUUUAUCUUUGUAAAUUGCAAUUGAGGAAAUAUAUAUUGCCAGCAGA